This is a messenger RNA of Macrosteles quadrilineatus (aster leafhopper), 690 nucleotides long. Its product is annotated as tetra-peptide repeat homeobox protein 1-like. The transcript has a single exon. NCBI's taxonomy places the organism in Eukaryota, Metazoa, Arthropoda, Insecta, Hemiptera, Cicadellidae. The coding region runs from base 1 to 690 and encodes 229 amino acids. The record is from RefSeq and is a predicted model, not a curated record.
AUGAUAGUGUCACCACGGAGGCUGGUAGGACCUGGCUACAACGGUAGAAUGAUAGUGUCACCACGGAGGCUGGUAGGACCUGGCUACAACGGUAGAAUGAUAGUGUCACCACGGAGGCUGGUAGGACGUGGCCAGAACGGUGGAAUGAUAGCAGAACCACGGAGGCUGAUAGGACCUGACCAGAACGGUGGAAUGAUAGUGUCGCCACGGAGGCUGGUACGACCUGGCCAGAACGGUGGAAUGACAGUGGCACCAUGGAGGCUGGUAGGACCUGUCCCGAACGGAGGAACAAUAGUGGCACCUAGGAGGCUGGUAGGACGUGGUCAGAACGGUGGAAUUAUAGUGGCACCACAGAGGCUGGUAGGACGUGGCCAGAACGAUGGAAUGAUAGCAGAACCACGGAGGCUGGUAGGACCUGGCCAGAACGGUGGAAUGAUAGUGGCGCCACGGAGGCUGGUACGACCUGGCCAGAACGGUGGAAUGAUAGUGGCGCCACGGAGGCUGGUAGGACCUGGCCAGAACGGUGGAAUGAUAGUGGCACCACAGAGGCUGGUAGGACCUGUCCAGAACGGUGGAAUAAUAGUGGCCCCUUGGAGGCUGGUAGGACCUGGCCAGAACGGUGGUAUGAUAGCGGCACCGCGGAGGCUGGUAGGACCUGGCCAGGACCGCAGGAUGACCGUGGUUGCGUGA